Peronospora belbahrii is the source of this 954-nucleotide messenger RNA. The record is from the annotation of a GenBank genome assembly. NCBI's taxonomy places the organism in Eukaryota, Oomycota, Peronosporomycetes, Peronosporales, Peronosporaceae.
AUGCACCAGCAAGAACACCGAGCAGCGGAAAAUAUCCAUGAACGUAGUCCAGAGACAGGAACCAAUACGGAUGCUUUGCGGAUUCCACGCUUAUUGCCUAGCCGUGCAGUGUUUGCGCCUGAACGAGCGGCCAAUUGUUUGCUAGGACUGCUAGCAAGUCACGCGGAUAAGCAGAUACCACUACUUGAUCAGAGAGAGCUCAUGCGACGACGUCAGCAAAUGACGGGCCAUCCCUUUCCUGUUAUGUCGUUUGAAGCCGCCGCUAAUAUACUACACCCGUCAACGCUACAACGAAGGGAAGAACGUCAAGAGGAAGAGCCUCGGCUUGUUAUUAAUAGCAGCAACAGUGGAUACAUAGAAGACAAGAAGAUACCGCUGGCAUCGCCUCUCGUGGCAUUCCUCAGACGACCAAACAAAUGUGGUUCGCCUCAACUGCCGGACAAUAUGAUGUCGCCUCGCUCAGUAUGGGAAGAGAGUCCUUUGAAUGAACGACUGGACCCUACGGCGAGCCCACGACAUACCGUCACAUCCACUAGUCGGUUUGUACAGACACCACCUGCCACGUCCUCGUGGCGUAUACACAACUUUCUCUCACCAGACCCGACGGUGAUACUUCAGUCACAUAGCUCUCACAAGAGUUGCACACCUCGUCGUCCUUGUUCACCCCAAGAGCAAACAAGCGUUACAGCAAAUGUUUCGAAACGUCCCCGUCUUGCUCGCCGCGUCUCGUCACAAUGGCGCCAAGAGCUAUUUCCGCAGGAUCGCGCCCAAACACGCGAGCGAAUUUUGCGCAGUCUGCACAGCCACUGCCAAGGUGACUAUGAGAAGCUCGUGCUGAUGAUUUCUUCAAUGGAGGAGGAGCUUUUGCAUAUAAAGACGACGUCGAGCGAUUUCUAUAUACAGCAAGCUUUUGAACUAAGCGACCUCAUUGAGCACGCUACCCUUGAGCGGUAA